AUGAAUUUAACACGAGAAAAUUUUCGUGCAAUGAUUUUUUAUGACUUUCGAUGUCAUUUAAGUCAACAAGAAAGUUAUGAUAGACUACGAUUGGCCUUUCACGAUGAAGCCCCAUCUCGUGCGACUGUUUACAACUGGUUUAAUGAGUUUAAACGUGGUCGCACUAAUCUCACUGAUGAUUUACGUGAGGGACGGCCUUCUACGGCGACGACUGAAGAUAACAUCUGUGUUGUGCGGCGUAUGAUAGAGACUGACAAAAGAGUGACCUAUCAACAGAUUCGGACAAGCUUAGGCAUCGGUAUGAGUCAAGUGCACAAAAUCCUCCACGAACAUUUAGCGGUCAGGAAGCUUUGCGCCCGGUGGAUACCUCAUAAUUUGACUGAGGCUCAAAAACUCCAUCGUGUGGAUUGGUGUCGUAAAAUGAUUGAAAGAUUUAACGGAGGUGACUCAAAUGCUGUGUUCGACAUACUAACAGGUGACGAAAGCUGGAUUUACUGUUAUGAUCCUAAAACCAAAAGACAAUCUGCUCAGUGGGUGUUUCCUUUCGAGGAGUUGCCAACUAAAGUGAAGAGAGAUCGAAGUGCGGGAAAAAAAAUGGUGGCCUCGUUCUUUGGAAGGAUAGGUCAUUUUGCAACAAUUGUGUUAGAGGAUCAAAAAACAGUUUCUGCAGAAUGGUACACUACCAAUUGUUUGCCACUUGUCCUGGAAAAAGUUCGAGAGAAACGACCUCGCAGUAGGAUCCUCCUUCACCACGACAACGCCUCGUCGCACACCGCCAAGCGAACGAUCGACUAUUUGGCGACAUCAAACGUUGAAUUACUGGGUCACCCGCCGUAUAGCCCCGACCUCGCGCCUUGUGAUUUUUAUUUAUUUCCAAAAAUUAAAGAAAAACUUAAAGGAAAGCGGUUUAUGAAUGCUGAAGAAGCGGUGGCUGCGUAUCGCGGUGCCAUUGAAGAGACCCCUAAGGACGAGUGGGCAAAGUGCUUUUCCCAGUGGUUCCAUCGCAUGCAGCGGUGUAUUGACGAUUUCAUCCCCACGCACAGAUGGUGGGGGGCGGAGAACAGUGGAACAAACUACGACAACGAUAACUCAGACGUACAGGUGGUUUACUUACCAGCUCUACUGCCGCGGGAAGCACAACUCUCUGCGGACAAGGUCAACGAUGAAGUUCCAUUGCCGUACAGCUUUGAUGCCUUUGGGAGAAGUUUCAAUCUACAACUGGUGCCGAAUCGUCGGUUAGUUUCCACUAACUUCCGUGUUUGGUCGGAGCAAGGGCAAGAGCCACUGCCUGCAGUGGAUACGUCAUGCCAUUUUCUGAACGCUGCACCCGGCGCCGUCGCAGCACUGUCUGCUUGCAGAGAUCACUAUCUGCAUGGACUAAUUGUUGUGGACAAUUCAACAUACGAGGUGAGACCUCUGAGAGCGGGUUCUCGCCGCGCAAGUAAUGGUGGUGGGCGUACCCCCCAUGUGAUAAGACGUGCACCUCCUCCACCACCGCCCCUCGAUGACGCCUUACCACUUAGACCACGGCCACGUGCCCGUAUGCCCCGUGCAUCGUUCAACAAAACUCCACCUUCCAGCUACACCAUCGAAAUAGCAUUGUUCUUAGAUGAAGCCGCGUACAAGCUGUUCUAUCCCUUCCUUAACUACAAUGAAGCAAAUUUAAGAGAUAUGUUACUUGCCUAUAUAAACGGUGUCCAAGCUUUAUAUCAGCACCCGUCGUUGGGCACUCGAAUCCAACUAUCUCUAGUACGCCUUACGUUACUGCGCACUCAACCGCAGUCGUUGCCAGCUCACGGUGAGCGCGGUCGCUUGUUGGACGGUUUUUGUGCAUACCAACGCUCUCUCAACGUUGAAGAUGAUAACGACCCCCAACAUUGGGAUAUGGCUUUACUGCUGUCAGGACUGGACUUCUAUUCGGAGGAGGGCGGUCAGCGGAACGGUGUGACGAUGGGCCUGGCGCCAGUGGGUGGCGUGUGUCUGCCCGCGCACGCGUGCGUCGUCUCAGAAUUCGGCACUACUGACCUCAUGGGCCGCCCCUAUCCCUCCGCUGGCUUCACCUCUGUCUACAUUCUGGCACACGAGAUCGGGCAUAAUUUGGGAAUGCACCACGACGGAACGGGUAAUUCUUGCGCACGCGACGGCUUCAUCAUGUCGCCUUCCAGAGGCACAAACGGUGAAGCUUCCUGGUCUCCCUGUAGCAAGAGAGUCGUUAGUGAUUUACAAUGGGCGACAUGUUUACUAGAUGGAGAAGAUGACCUAGACACUCCAAAUGAACUACAACAUGAAAAGUUCGGUGCUGCACCUGGAACAAUUUGGGGAGCUAAGAAACAAUGUGAGGUGUUGUUACGCGAUGUGGAUGCGGCACCGUGGGCGGGAGGAGUGGAAGCAGCGGGUCCGUGUGCGCAGCUAGCGUGCCGGUCACCGCACCGCGUUGGAUUCUACUACGCCGGCCCAGCACUUCCCGGCACUCCCUGCGGCGACCAUAUGUGGUGCCAAGGAGGAGAAUGUGUUCCGAACUCUAAUUCUAAUAUAACGGAAGGGCAAGUCAAACCCAAUGAGGACGGUAAUACUAUUGAAGGAGCGCAGUCAGGCUCUGGUGCAGACGGUUGGGGUACGUUCCAAAUUUAUAAACUACUACUUUUGAAAAAUUAUUUUCAGUAAACAAAACAGGGUGUAAAAUUUAGAACGGUCUGUAAUAGGAAAUUCAGAAACUAUAAUGCAUACGAAGAUCUUGUCUUAAGAUCUGUCUUUGAUUUUAGUGUACGAGAAAUCU
Molecule: messenger RNA, 2776 nt
Organism: Diatraea saccharalis (sugarcane borer)
Lineage: Eukaryota; Metazoa; Arthropoda; Insecta; Lepidoptera; Crambidae
Source: the annotation of a GenBank genome assembly